AGGCCAAUCAAAAUCGCAGCCAUUGGCUAGAGAAGUGAAAAUGUCCGUUCUGUUUUGGUGUCUCCUCCCAUGUUAGAUACCUCGCCCCAAGCAGGGUGUCUAAUCUCCAUUUUUCAGUGAGGUGGCUUUCAUUAAUCGUUCCUGUGAACGAACAAUGCCAAAAUGAGCUCGAACGAGGCUCAUUGGGAACCUUUAGCAGAGAUCUACUUGUCCUACCCCACGACAACACUAGAGCCGUCAGCAGUUUCCGGACUAGGGAAGGAAAAGAAAAACUGCAUUUACUGCCUAUGCAGCCGAGUUUUUAUAAGGAAUUAUUACGAUGUUUAUGUGUCGACUCUGGAACGGGGAGAGCCAAGUAUGUCGGAAACGUCGGCUGUUGAACAACAACCGCAACAGCAGUCCAAAGAAGCAACCGAGCGGAACGCUUUGAAACUAGAGGAAAAAGCUGAAGCAGUGAUUGCGACUGGUGAUGCUGGAGAGGAGGUAGAAGAUGACGUUUUCAGCGAAGAGCCAGUGAGGAAGCAACUGAGUUUCGGGAGAGGUGUUGUAAAGUGGGAACGGGAUGGCGCGGGAAGUGAAGUCAGCUGUUACUUUAGUGCUAGUGCAUCCCAUUCGGACACCAAUUACUGCAGUACUGAUGAGCAUGAGCAUAUUUUUCACGGAUCUCAUACGGGUCACCACGGAUUACAUUCGAGCGAUAGUGGAGCGGAUAUUUCGGAGAAAAAUUUUGAACGUAAAAGUGGCGGGUACAGAGAGGAAUUCUUAGCUGAGAUAAAGGAAGCGCUGGGCGACGAGGGUCAUGUUGCUUCGGUGGUUCUUGCGGAGCGUAACAAUAGUCUUCCGGAAGUGUUUGGCAGGGAAGAUUUUCAGGACGCAUGGGAGACCUUCUGGAGCCAUCACGGAGAGUCGAUUAUUUGGGCGUCUUGGAUUGAGAAGUACAGUGACUAUAUUAAUCCGGAGUACAUGGAGGAAGCUUAUCGUCAUGGAACGAACGAAAAUUCAUCACAUUCCAAAAGCGAAGCUACACCGGACACCACUUACGAUGCUUCCAAACGUUUUUCUUUCGAUAAUAUGGAGGGAGAGUCGAUUGAUGCGAAGGCAACUACGGAGAUUGUAGUGUCAUCCUGUUCGCCACAUCCGUAUAAUAGAAAUGAUGGCUGGAACUCAUUGAUUUCUUCCACCAAUGGUGAUAUAUGGACUGCUCAUCGCUCCGGGUCUGCUGAAAAUGAAGCCUUAUUGAGCCCACGAUGCGACUCGGUGACUUCCAGCAUUCCGCUGACUAUCGGCACAACCGAUUCGAUGACCAACGUGACAAGAAUGACUAUUUCCAGCUAUGAUUUCUGCAGUUCGAAAGUUAGCUCGGAAUCGUCUAACCUCAGCGAGUCUAGCUUGAGCGAGCAGAUGUCCUCGUGCGGAAACAGUUCUAAUAGUUCCGAUAUGCUGGAAACGGAAUGUCUUGUGGCGGGCAGUAGCGGUGCUCACGGGGCUGCCGCUGCUGCUCUAGGAACUAUGCAAGACGAUGAGACAACCAUGGACGGUGAGCAGUACUGGCAGAUUCUGUGGCAGAAACAUUUUCAGGAAUUGUACGCCAAACACUACAAUUCGUUUAUGGCCGAAAGAAGCCGGGAACAGAGUGGUUGCGACGUGCGCUCGAAGCUACACAAGCGCAAGCGGAACAGUAGCAGCGGUUCGAGUGGGCUGCACAACAGACCACCCGGUACUGAACAACUCCCUGAAAUGGUAGCUCAGCUGAAGCUAGAGUUAUCCACAAAGAAAUCCCAACCGGACGCACCCGUAGAUGGUGACAAAGCAGAAGAGCAAAAAUCGAACACGCAGUCCGGCAGCGACCAUCUGGUGGAAGAUCUCGCCAGUACUCUAGAGGCCUACGGCCUGCCGACAACAUUUGGCAAAUCCGGCAGAAAACUGGGAGGCCGAUCCAACAGUGGAGAUGGAGAUCGGGACCCACCGGAAGAACGUCCGGUUAAUAUGAAACGAAGCCACGAGAGUGACACCGAAGAAACACCAAAUGAUCGACUGAAGGCAGCCUUUGAACUGAUGGGUUAUGCAUUUUCCGAUCCGGCCAACCGAGCGCCGGGUGAUGGACCGGAAUCAACCAGCGAGGGAAGCUCGUCAACGUCGAUUAUCAACAUCACUGGCGAGGUGGUCUAUCGGAAGAAACACAUAAGACUGCACAACCGGGUGCUCAAGAUGAAGCACCACAAACCCAAGCACACGUACUUUGACGAUGAUGGUAAUGAAUUGCCAGUUCCACCGGGCUCGGAAAAAGAGGAGACCAUCGCCCCGGAAGCACUGAUGCAUACGUCGUCGGAUGAUGAUGAUGAUCGUAGCGGGGUUGUCCCGCCACGUAGCGUUUCAUCCAGUGUACGUUCAAGUACCGUUUUGGAUUACAGUCAGCUGCAAGGCAAAGAGUCCGAAUCACAAGAGGAUGAAAAUGAAGACGAACGCAAACAGGAUGUAAAUCCUCCAGAGGAACCGGUAUGCGAUACUAACGUUGCUCAGCCACUAACUAAAAAGGAGAAAAAGAAAAAGCGCAAACCGAAAUUUGUGGCCAGCUUGCCACCGGAAAUCGUGAACGAUAAGUCACUUCUCAAGUACUGGUACAAGCGCUUUUCACUGUUCUCUCUGUUCGACGCUGGCAUAAAAUUGGAUCGAGAAAGCUGGUUCUCCGUUACACCGGAAAAGGUGGCCGCACACACGGCCGAACGUUGUCGAACGGAUCUGAUCGUCGAUGCAUUCUGCGGUUGCGGGGGCAAUACGAUUCAAUUUGCGUUUACUUGUCGCAAGGUGAUUGCGAUUGAUAUUGAUCCGAAAAAGAUUGAAAUGGCCAAGCACAAUGCAGCCGUUUACGGCGUAGCCGAUCGUAUCGAGUUCAUCACGGGAGAUUUCCUACAACUAGCGGACCGGCUUCGGGCAGACGUGGUGUAUCUGUCACCCCCGUGGGGCGGUCCGAGCUACAUGAAGGAUGAAGUUUACGAUCUGGAGAGCUCUCUAAUCCCGGUUCCGGCUUCCGAGCUGAUGCGUAAGGCCCGGCAGGUUAGCCGCAAUAUCGCCAUCUAUUUGCCGCGUAAUUCGAACGCCCAGCAGCUGACAAUGCUGGCCGGACUGAACAAUGCCGUGGAGGUGGAACAGAGCUUCCUCGAUCGGAAACUGAUUGCCCUCACCGCUUACUAUGGAGAUCUGGUUAACGUAUAAUCGAAACCAGCAGGUACUUAAUCAAUUGCACAGUAAACAUGUUUUAGAUUUGUAAGUAUAAAAACUUUUUUUAAAACAAUACUGCACAUCCAGCAGUAGGAUUAUAAUGGAUUCGCAAAUUACGGAAGUGUGUUUCCUAUCACUCGAUUCAAUAGCAAUAAAUGCAAACCAAUUUAUUUUAAAUAGCCGAAAUUUGUGAACCACACAACGCGUCAACGUAAAUUUUAGCAAAUUUUUUAGUUAAAAUAACGCAUUUAACUUACUAGUUUGUAUGAUUUGUAGCUGCUUGAUUCUUAAUUUUUGCGACAAUCUCAGUUUAGUCUCGGUUUAUUCGUAAUAUACCUAGUAAAAGUAAAGUAAAGUUUGGCAGAAUUGUAUCAAACUAUGCUGACAGUACAUGGUUUUUGUACGACCGGUAUAAACUGUAAUUUUAUUACAUUAAACUAAACUACAUAAACCGCGAGAGAUGGUGUGGUAAACUAUGGCCAACUUAAAUCGAAAAAUAACCAAUGUAAACGGCACUCAAGCGCAUCACUCGGUUCUGUACGAUGAAUAAAU
This is a messenger RNA of Sabethes cyaneus, 3771 nucleotides long. It is a transcript of the gene Tgs1, whose product is annotated as trimethylguanosine synthase. Gene Ontology annotation, cellular component: nucleus. The transcript is spliced from 5 exons. Bases 163 to 3213 code for a protein of 1016 amino acids. Gene Ontology annotation, biological process: 7-methylguanosine RNA capping; 7-methylguanosine cap hypermethylation. Gene Ontology annotation, molecular function: RNA cap trimethylguanosine synthase activity. Lineage: Eukaryota; Metazoa; Arthropoda; Insecta; Diptera; Culicidae. The record is from RefSeq and is a predicted model, not a curated record.